CGUCAGUCGCUUACUGAUCGUUUACAAGCGGGUAUAACAAAGUGUGAUUUAAUUUUAAUAAUUUUCUUUUUUGUUUUUAUUGUUAAAGCGUGAGCGUUUUCUGAGUUUGCGUGUUAAAUUUGUUUUUUUUUUAUUUAUAUUUUUAUAUUACACAUUUUUCUUUUGUAAAUAUUUUGAUCAAUAGAAUAUUGUAUUUUUUAACUUAAUAAAUUUGUAAUAAUGGAUAAUAGAAAAGAUAUUGAAAUACAAUGGGUCAAAGAAUUUUUAAUACCAAAACUGAUUGAAAAUGGUUCAUUAAAAGGAAAACCAACUAAAGAUGAAUUUUCAAUCAAAGAAAUUUCAUUAAAAUUUAUUGAUUCUGCUGAAGCAUUUAUGUUAACAAAUUGUUUUAAAAUUCAUUUAACAUAUAAUUGCAAAAAUGAAGCAUUUUCUGAAGAUAUGGUUGUUAAGAAAACACCAAAAGUCAGUAAAGAAGACUAUGAUGCAAUUAAUUUCAAAACAUUAUUUGGAAAUGAAAUUCUUGCUUACACCAAAAUUUUACCAGAAUUAGGAUCACCAACAGCUAGCUUAACAUUAUGGGAUAAUUAUCCAAAAUAUUACUAUUCACAUUUAAAAGAUGAUGAAGCAUGUAUUGUAUUAGGUGACUUUGUUGUUGAUGGUUGGUGUAUGUCUAAGAAACAAGUUGAUUUGUCAGUUGAACAUUUAUUAUUGGCUGCAAAACAUAUUGGAAAAUUUCAUGGAAUUUGUUAUGAUUUGAAACAUAAUAAUCCCGAAUUUUUUAAAAGUAUUAUUAAAUUAUUGGGUGAAUCAAGAUAUGCUAAAGAACCACCACCAGAAUGGGAUUUAAUAUUACGUACAGCUGGUCAACGUUCAAUAAAUUCAGCUAGAAAAUAUUAUGGCAAUAUGAUACCAGAAAAUUUUUUAAAAAAAUUAAAUCAAGAUUUAAGUAAUAUUUUUGAACAAGGUAAAGAACGUUUAAGACCAAUUGAACCAGAAGCAAUACUUUGUCAUGGUGAUUAUUUAAGAAAUAAUGUAGCAUUUCAAUAUAAAAAUACUAAGGAUAAAGAUUUACCUACCGCAGCCAUGAUGUUUGAUUUUCAAACAUUACGUUAUUCAUCGCCAAUGUGUGAUUUAACAACAUUUAUAUCACUGUCGAGUGGUAAAGAUACAAGACAAAAAAAUUUCGAAAGGAUCUUCAAAAGCUAUUGUGAUUCAUUAAAAGACACAUAUGAAAGCAGAACUUCAAAUAAAAUUCCUGAUUAUCUAAGCUAUAACAGCAUGCUUGAAGAAUAUGUACGUUAUUUGCCAUAUAGUUUAGGUAUUGCUUCAAGUUUCUUAGCAACUUUGUAUGAGCCUCAUGCAUUGGAAUCAACUGAAGAGUUCCUUAAUCAAGCUAAAAAUGAAGAGCAAAUUAUUAAGGAUACUACAACCCGUGGUGGCGAAACUGUAGACAAAGAAUUAGCUGCUUUAGUUUAUGAAUUAUAUGAUUUUUCACAAAAACUUCAUGUUGAUAUUUUUUAAAUUUUAUUUUGUGUUAGACAAAAUUUUAAUUUUCAUUUUAAUACCAUGUUAGUAUUGUUAAUUAUUUUGUAAAUUUAUGUUUUUUUUUUUUUUGUAAGUACAUCUUUGCUAUUUUGACUUUAAUUAAAUUGUUAAAUAAGAAGCAGUUAUGUGAAAAAGUGUAGAAUACUUUUAAAAAAUAAAAUCUUGUCUAAUUCAAAAAUUAAAAUUUGAUUUUAGCAAAGAACUUUUCCUACAUCAAUA
Messenger RNA from Condylostylus longicornis, 1764 nucleotides. RefSeq lists its product as uncharacterized. The transcript is spliced from 5 exons. The record is from RefSeq and is a predicted model, not a curated record. Lineage: Eukaryota; Metazoa; Arthropoda; Insecta; Diptera; Dolichopodidae. The coding region runs from base 220 to 1521 and encodes 433 amino acids.